AUGAAGCACAGCUGGCUGCCGCUCCUCUUUAUCCCAACGAACGCGUCGCCGAUCUUCAUAUUCCUCUUCUUCGUCUGCACAUACUUCCUCAACAGGCCCUGCGUCUACUGCUCCUUCCUGCUCCUGAUUCUCUUCGCCUCAUCGUGCAACUGGGCGGACCAAUGUUUCUUCGACUUCUCCUCGAACUGGUUUGAGGCGCGGCCUCUACCAGCGCCAAUGGGCGCCGACGGCAACCUUACCUGCACGGCAUUCAAUAACACAUCGAUACCGGGUAACACUUUUGAGCAGGCCAUGAUAAUAGCGGGGUCCAUGAACAGCACGGCGAAGACACUUGGUGGCGUGGCGUUCCAAGAGCUUCAGAAGCGACUCCCGGAACGGCCGGAGUGGACAGGCAUUGGUGUUGGCUGGCUCAGGAGUCUUUUGGGCAGGAGGGAAUGGACCCUUCCGUGCGUGGAUGUCAACGUCAGGCUAUGA
Molecule: messenger RNA, 474 nt
Organism: Pseudogymnoascus verrucosus
Lineage: Eukaryota; Fungi; Ascomycota; Leotiomycetes; Thelebolales; Thelebolaceae
Exons: 1
Coding region: 1-474 (157 amino acids)
Source: RefSeq, a predicted model, not a curated record